This is a messenger RNA of Microthlaspi erraticum, 318 nucleotides long. Lineage: Eukaryota; Viridiplantae; Streptophyta; Magnoliopsida; Brassicales; Brassicaceae. The record is from the annotation of a GenBank genome assembly.
AUGGAAAUGGUUAUGGCGACAGUGAAAACGCUUAGAGCAGUGAGAGCUGCAGAGUCGCUGGAGAGACAGAGGAAAGAGAAGUUGCAUGCGUUUGCUCUCUGUGGAAACGCAUCAACACAGGGGAUUCUGCGAUCUCACGACCUGGAGAUCAGAACGCUCGCCAAUGUCUCGUCUUUUGAGGUGCUGGAGGAAGAAGACGAAGCAGCCAGAACGAGAUGUGCUAGUGUUGAAACGGUGAACGAGCUCAAGGUGUAUCUCACAGUGGAUGGAGGUGAAGGUGAGAAUAUCAGAAGCAAGAUUGGAGAAAUUCAUAUUUGA